This is a messenger RNA of Malaclemys terrapin pileata, 652 nucleotides long. RefSeq names its product stress associated endoplasmic reticulum protein 1 (gene SERP1). The coding region runs from base 205 to 405 and encodes 66 amino acids. The transcript has 3 exons. Gene Ontology annotation, biological process: endoplasmic reticulum unfolded protein response. NCBI's taxonomy places the organism in Eukaryota, Metazoa, Chordata, Testudines, Emydidae. The record is from RefSeq and is a predicted model, not a curated record. Gene Ontology annotation, cellular component: endoplasmic reticulum.
CGUUGCGUGUUUCCGCUGGGCGGGGCGUGAGCUCGGUGCUUACGCUGGCAGCGGUCUGGGAGAAGCGGGCGGCGUUGAGUGCCUGAGACCCCCCAGCCCGGCACAGACUCGGCGGUUGAGUGGCGAGGCCGGGACCGUCGUUUCCCUCAAGUCCACAGAGCAGCGGGGAGGAGCGGCCCGGGGCCCCGGCGGCGCGGGGGGAAGAUGGUGGCGAAACAGCGGAUCCGGAUGGCGAACGAGAAGCACAGCAAGAACAUCACCCAGCGGGGCAACGUCGCCAAGACCUCGAGAAACGCCCCCGAGGAGAAGGCAUCCGUGGGGCCCUGGUUGUUGGCGCUGUUCAUCUUUGUGGUUUGUGGCUCAGCUAUCUUCCAAAUUAUUCAGAGUAUCAGGAUGGGAAUGUGAAGGAGCUGACCUUAAACAAGUUGUUUUCAUCUUCCUGUGAAUUACAAUGAACUGUCAUUCCCAAUGUUUGAUACCCCGGUCUAAAAACUUAAUUCAUGAUACUGUCCUGCUCCAGAACGACUUUCCAUGUUGGCCAUAUGUCAUUCCAGGUUCCUUCACAAGUCAUUCCAAGUUUUCUAGUCAAUACCACAGUGCCUUGAAAAGCACCACAUGUAUAAAGCAAUAAAAUUCUAUUGUUGAUCUACAA